AUGGCGAUUAGCGUUUAUCAGCAUUUGAAUAUCCCGGUAGUUAACUUUGCCCUUGCUCGCACGGACUCUGAAGAGAAUAGGCGAAGGGUUGCAAAGGAGCUGUACGAGGCUUUCAAGAAUGUUGGGUUUGCGUAUGUGAAGAAUCAUGGCGUGCCUCAGGAAGUUGUUGAUGAGGCCUUCGCAUGGAACCAUAAAUUCUUCAGCAUGCCGCGGACUGACAAAGACAAGGCACCUCGCCCAUCAGCGUCGUGGCACCACCGCGGCUACUCGAGCGUUGGCCGCGAGAAAGUGUCUCAGAUGAUUUUUGAUGAAGCGUCCAUUUCAGCCGCGCGAAGCGUUCCUGAUGUGAAGGAGUCGUAUGAGAUUGGUCGCGACGAUGAGGAGGCAUCUCUGCCGAAUAUUUGGCCGCCUCAAGAUAUUCUCCCGGGAUUUCGCGAGUUUUUCAACAAAUUUUAUGAAGUGUGCUAUGCCGCUGAGCUGGAGAUUCUGAGACUUGUUGCGCUGGGAAUGGGGCUUGAAGAGGAGUAUUUCAUUCGCUUUCACAAGAAUAGGGAUAACCAGAUUCGACUGCUUCAUUAUCCCCCCAUUGAGGAAAGCAUUCUUCGACAAGGUAAAGCAGAGAGAAUCGCUGCACACACGGAUUACGGCACCAUCACGAUGCUGUUCCAGGACGAUGUGGGAGGGCUGGAGGUGGAGAGUGUCAACGAGAAGGGGAGAUUCAUCCCUGCGCCGUAUAUACCCAACACGGCCGUGGUGAAUAUUGCAGAUUUCUUGAUGCGCUGGAGCAACGACGAGCUGAAGUCGACGAUGCACCGGGUCAAGGCCCCGCCAUCUCUGGCGGCAGAAGGGGACGAGGCUGUGAUGACGAAGAAUAGAAUGGCCAAGGCAAGACACUCGGUGGUGUACUUUGUUGGUGCGGACUUGGAAAAGACGGUGGGUUGUGUGCCUGGUUGCUGGGGGCCGGGGAGGCCGAAGAAGUAUGAGCCGGUGAAUGCGAUGGAGUAUAUACGAAUGAGAUUGCAGGCUACUUAUUGA
This is a messenger RNA of Trichoderma atroviride IMI 206040, 1035 nucleotides long. RefSeq lists its product as uncharacterized. Gene Ontology annotation, molecular function: 2-oxoglutarate-dependent dioxygenase activity. NCBI's taxonomy places the organism in Eukaryota, Fungi, Ascomycota, Sordariomycetes, Hypocreales, Hypocreaceae. The record is from RefSeq and is a predicted model, not a curated record.